AUGUGGAGUAAAUUUAGCAAAUAUUGGACCGACUUCAAUCUUUUGUUAGCUAUAUUUGUGGUGUUUGAUUCGCGAUAUAAGUUCUCUUUUGUUGAGUUUAGCUAUAAAAAGUUGUAUAGUGAAGGUUCACCACAAUUAAAGAAGGUUGAGGAGGCACUUUUUGCACUUUUUGAUGAAUACAUGCAAGCUUCUCGAGAAAGUCCUGUGGGAAAUGUUGGAGGUGGUAGUGGUAGUGGUGACUUUAAUUCUCGACAAGCUAGUGUUGGGAAUGUUGGAGGAGGCUCUAAUCAUAGUAUUCUUGAGGAGUUUGAUGAUUACGAUAAUAAUGAUAUGGAUUCGACCAAAAAAAGUCAAUUGCAAGUAUGUCUUCUUGAGCCAAGAACUAAAAGAACUUCCAUUAAUAUACUUGAGUUUUGGCAAUCUCAACAGUAUAGGUAUCCAGAAUUAGCUAAAUUAGCUAUGAAUAUACUUUGUGUUUCCGUUUCAACAGUAGCAUUUGAAUCAACUUUUAGUCUCGGUGGAAGAGUUUUGAAUGAAUAUCAAAGUUCCAUGAAGCGUGACAUUGUUGAACCUGUAAUUUGUAGUAGGGAUUGGUUGUUUGAAGAAAAAGGCACUAACUCAAAAAACGUCAUGGAUAUGAACAUUACUGAAGACAAAACAGAGGUUACGAGUUCUAAUAAACUUUAA
Molecule: messenger RNA, 687 nt
Organism: Lactuca saligna
Lineage: Eukaryota; Viridiplantae; Streptophyta; Magnoliopsida; Asterales; Asteraceae
Source: the annotation of a GenBank genome assembly